AUCGCCAGGAACCAAAACAGUGGAGUGGCAACACGCUGCUGCUGCUGCUGUUGCUCUCACCCAUAUUUAUCAUAUUCUGUAAUAUAUGCUUUAUUCUCGUCCACAUUUACGAUGACGGACUAUAAGGAGGAGCAGAAUAACGAAGUGGAAGCUCUAGAAUCUAUAUAUCCAGAGGAAUUUGAGAUUUUAGAUGUAGAACCAAGACACAAAUUCAGAAUCAGUGUGAAAUCAGAGGGUUCUGAUUCUUUGGACGAUAUUAAAGCAGAGCCGGCAGAAAUUGCCCUCAUUUUUGAAUAUACAACCAAAUAUCCAGAUGAGCCACCAAUUAUGGAGAUUAUUCCUGUAGAAAAUGUAGAUGAAGAAGAAUUGGAAGAUUUGCGGGAACAGUUACAGGCUCAAUGUGAAGAAAACCUAGGUAUGGUGAUGGUGUUCACAUUAGUUUCAUAUUCUGUGGAGUGGCUAAAUACACAUAUGGAAGAAUUGGCACAGAGAGCAAAAGAGGAAUUUGAACGUAAGAAAAGGGAACAAGAGGAAGCAGAACGGAAAAAGUUCGAAGGCACAAGAGUGACAGUGGAAACAUUUUUAGCAUGGAAGGCAAGAUUUGAUUUUGAGAUUGCUACACUGCGAUCAGAAAGAGAAAAGGAGGACGAAAAAAAUAAGAAAUUAACAGGACGUGAAUUAUUCCAAACGGACCAGACUCUAAACGAAUCUGACCUGAGCUUCUUGGGUGAUGGUGAAGGAGAAGUUACAGUAGAUGAAAGCCUAUUCCAAGACCUAGAAGACCUUGAUCUUGAUGAUGAGGAUGAUGAUGAUUAUGUGCCUGGCAUGGAUGAAGAUAUCUCUGACUAGGAGUUUUUUAAUUAAACGACAGAACAGACAAGGUUCAUCAUUACUUGUAAAUCCAUCAAAUCAUUGCUUUGUCACUCAUUUCAUUCUUAGAAAAAAUACUACAAUAAUAGGUAUGGCAAUAACAUGCAAUUUUUUUGACAGGUGUGCAAAAUAUGCUUUAAACAAAUUACGAGGUAUUGGAAGGACUUUCGUACUGGCUGUAUUGGUGGAAUAUUGCUGGUUCUUUGAAAAAAAAAAAGUAAAAAUUAUAAUAAUUAGUGAUUAUUUAAAAAUCUUAAUCUUUCUUUUAUAUUAUAAAAAUAUGGCCAUAACUAAAAUUUACAAGAACAAAAAAGUUCAGGUGAAAGUUUUAUAACUUUCACAAAAAUAAGUCCAGCUACCCUUACACAAUUUUUGAAUAUGUAAGAGGUUUCAUCCUUCCACUAUUGGUACUAACUUGCAUAAUUAUCAAAGAAUAAGAAUUAUUUAUACAAGAAUGUUUUAGAAUUUGUCAGUUACUGACCAGUAAUACUGCUGACAGUUUUUAUUCAAAUAAAAUUAUAUUGAUAUGA
Cherax quadricarinatus is the source of this 1400-nucleotide messenger RNA. RefSeq names its product RWD domain-containing protein 1. NCBI's taxonomy places the organism in Eukaryota, Metazoa, Arthropoda, Malacostraca, Decapoda, Parastacidae. The record is from RefSeq and is a predicted model, not a curated record. Gene Ontology annotation, biological process: cytoplasmic translation. Gene Ontology annotation, molecular function: protein binding.